Annulohypoxylon truncatum is the source of this 1674-nucleotide messenger RNA. RefSeq lists its product as uncharacterized. The record is from RefSeq and is a predicted model, not a curated record. Bases 1 to 1674 code for a protein of 557 amino acids. Gene Ontology annotation, molecular function: zinc ion binding; DNA-binding transcription factor activity, RNA polymerase II-specific. The transcript has a single exon. Gene Ontology annotation, biological process: regulation of DNA-templated transcription. NCBI's taxonomy places the organism in Eukaryota, Fungi, Ascomycota, Sordariomycetes, Xylariales, Hypoxylaceae.
AUGUCCGUGGCACCGGGCCAAUACUGGAAUCUGAUUGAGCGGAAUCAGCCUCCAGUCAAACGGCGGACUAACCACUCGAAAGUGCGCACCGGAUGUGUCACAUGCAAGAACCGACGCGUGAAAUGUGACGAAGGGAAGCCGUCCUGCAGCCGAUGCGAAAAGUCGGGGCUCUUGUGCGCCGGGUACGAAGGCCCCAAUCCUAGGCGCGGAAAAGAAGCCCCUCCGUCGGGAAGGUCUAAUAGAUCGACGGGGCCCGCAGCACUACGGCCCAAGUCCCUAAAGCCCUGGACCGUCAACACAACUCAGGAAAUCCCAAUAGUAGAUUUCUUGCUACCUCCGUCCCUGGCACCCGCUUAUCUGGAUCGCCGCGACCUUCAGUACUUCGACCGCUUCCGCUCCCAGAUCACCCUAGACAUAUCGGUCUGGUGUGGCGGAGAUUAUUGGAAAAGCAUAAUCUGCGAGGUACUGGAGAAUGAAAGCAUCCGGUAUGCGGCGCUGGCUUUGGCUGCUAUGUUGCUAGCGGCUGAACGAUGCUCUGCUUUAUCUAACCCAUCGCCUGGCCCAUUAACACAGUGUCAAGAGGGGCAAGUGGCGCUCCGGUAUUAUAUGAAGGCUAUCUCCAUGUGUCGGAAGCAACUCAUAGGCGGCGUUACUAAAGUUGCUGUCCGAUCGAAUAUAACAUCCACCUUCCUUUUCGCCAUAAUGGAGAUUUUACAAGGCAAUAUAGCCACGGCAGACCAGAUCAUGGUUAAUGGUGCGAUCUUGAUACGAGAUGCAAUAAGAGCGAGGGCGCCAAGUGGGCGUCCUGCGCUAAUCUGGGACCAGCAAAUGCUAGGCAUAAAAUCGGGUUUUGACAAGUUGACAAUCAUGUGGGGAUUGUCUCCUUUCUUCCACGGGCAGAGAGACGUCUGUACUCUGAUGGUGCCAGAAGAGCAGUAUUCGGAGAUACCAGACGAAUAUGCCCCCCUAUCUCACAUACGAUACUGCUGGCUUCUAUUUCAGAAUGAUGUGGGGCUAUUCAUGACGAGAGUUCGCUGCGGAAAGGUCGUUUCUCCAGAGUACAUGGAAACGGUGAUAUUACAAAAGUCGAAGUUCUUGGCCCAACUCCGCCAAUGGAUGCCGCUGUUAGAUGCCUUGUUGGAAAGGGAGAGAAACACUUCGAGCUUUUAUCCACUGAGCAUAAUGAAGGCCAUUGCCCUGACUAGCACCAUCUUCUUAUCUUGCUUCCUCGACCGAUCCGACGUCUCAUACGACCUACACCUUCCGACCUUUCUCGAGGUCAUACAUAUUUGCCAGAGAUUUGUCCCCGAUAAACCACCUACGCACCUGAAAUUAUCGCUCGACGUCGACUUAUUCCCCAUCGUCUCAUUCACUGUCACCAAGUGCCGAGACCAGAAGACGCGACAACUAGCUUUGAAAAUAUUCCACGAGAUGACAUAUGGGCAGGUCUUCUGGCAUAACCAGGGGAUGUUGAAAUCGCUACAAGCCCUUGUUGACUUGGAGCACAAGGGCAGGGAUAAGAGAGGAUUCGUUCCUCCGUCCUCGCGGUAUUACUUCGUGGGCUCAGAAUGGGAUUUCGAGCACCGUCAAAUGACGGCAACGUUCGUCCCUGUGGGCUCGGUUCCGACUGAAUCUGGAGACAUGCCCACGGUGCGUGUACCGAUAAGCUGUUGA